CAGUAACCUUGUGAAAAUUCCAUCAGAAUCCUAGCAGAGCUUUUCCUCAAAGAUUAUCGGACAAACAGACCGACAUUAGUGAGUAACUUGAUUCUUCGUGAUCAUUAAAAAAGUAUUCCCGAAAUUUUUGGCGAUUACAAUACUUCAUCGCUAGUUGGGGAGUAAAGGGGAUUUUAGGAAGGAUCAACAUAUUUGAAAAAUUCCAAGCCUCGUUUUUUGAACGUUUUGAGCAUCAUCGUUGCUGAUGUUUAGAAGUAAAUUUUGAAAAAUCCAUUUAUAACAGCUUUUCGUCACAACUUUCAGCAAAAAGUGCUAUUUUGAUGCACAUAGAAUACGACUAUAUAUGUAUUGCCACAUUAUCACUCAAUGCUAUUUUGUUAUUGGCAAAGAAUAUUAUUAUUUGAGGCAGCCUGAUAUAUAAGCAGCAUCACUUUGUUGUGUUGGAAAAAUAGCGCAAUAUUUGCCACUAGCGCGCUCGGUAUACAUAGAAUGCCGGUUUAGAAAGUGUGUGCAUGUGUAGCUGGUGCAGAUUUCCAAUGCACAUAUUUACAUUUCCUGCUAUAGUUGAUAUCAUUAUGCAAGAAUAUCGGUGUUGAAUUUACGUGUGCGUAACACCAGUCCAGUGCGUAUUAUUAAAAACAAAAUAUGAAACUGCAGAAGAGAAGAAGGAGGGGAUUCAAACGUCUAAUGAUGCUGGGCGACUACGAAGAUGAAUCUUCUUCCUCGGGUGGAGAACUAACACCCACCAGGAAAAACAACAGCCAUUCAACGAACCAAAAUGUUUCGCAGAAUCAUUCGAUUUUAUCAUCGCUGAGGAGCGUUCUAAUUGUUCUCAGUACUGCCCUGAUAUGUUUUGCAGCUGCAAGGAACUCCAUCACAUGGCAUUGCCAGAGGUUCUGGGGUGCGUCUGGAGACUUUUGGCAGGCUCAGUGGGAUAAAUUCUUGGACACAGCUGGAGAAGAUCCGUUCUGUCUUUGGGUAUACGGAACAUUUGUGCUCUCUUUUGGAGUAUAUUGGUUAUUUGGCGGCAUAUACACAUUUAUGGACGUGUCCAAUAAGCCUAGUAUUAUUAGACGGUACAAAAUACAGCCAGGCACCAAUGAACCAGUUGAUUCUCGGAAAUUACUCAAGGUAAUUUGGAGUGUGUUGGUGAACCAGCUGAUUGUCGGUUUGCCUUCUUCGAUUCUAAUGUAUUUGGCUAUGAGAUGGAGGGGAUAUCCUCCUCUACGAGAACUGCCUACCUUCCACUGGGUAUUAUAUGAGCUAGCUGUCCAUAUACUGACUGAGGAGGCUGCAUUUUACUACUCUCAUCGAUUCCUGCACAGCCGUUAUCUCUACAAAUACAUCCACAAGCAACACCAUGAAUGGACAGCCCCCAUCGCAGUUACAGCCAUCUACUGUCACCCCAUAGAGCACAUCUUCUCAAACUUGCUUCCUCCUUUCCUAGGAGUGUUCAUAAUGGGCUCCCAUGUGGCCACCGCCUGGCUGUGGUUCACUCUUGCCAUUUUGUCCACGUUGAACGCCCAUUCUGGGUACCAUUUGCCAUUCUUCCCAUCCCCAGAGGCCCACGAUUUCCAUCAUUUGAAGUUCAACAACUGCUUUGGCGUAUUAGGAGUACUGGAUCGUUUACAUGGUACGGACGCAAGCUUUAGGCAGACAAGAGCCUAUAUUAGGCACAUCAUGAUGCUCAGUUUCAUACCUCCAAGAGAGGCUUAUCCAGAACCAAAUCCAUGCAAACACACACUGGGAAAGAGCUAAAUCGUGUAUACGGAGCACUUCAUCAAACAUAUAAUAAGACGUGCAUGCACCAAACGCAUUUGUUCUGUUGGUUUCAUUUUAUAAGAAACUGAUAGAUGUCAAUAUUUAAUUUUAUUUACCAUCAAUUGAUACGUAAUUAUAAAGAGAUAAAGUCAUUAUUACUGAUCUUUUAAUUGUGGUAUCAUUCUUUUACUUUUUGUUGGAUCAGUUGAAAGUCUGCUUAUUCGGGCAUUUAUACGAAUUUGUUCCACACAUACAAUCAAUACGAAAUGUUUGUAUUUGUUGCAGUUGUAGGAUUACGAUUUUUGAGCAAAGUUUAAAGACAGGCUAGAGAAUUCUGAAACUAUGCAUAUAAAACCAUAAAAUUUUGAUUUUUCUCUAAUCAUAAUCUGUAUACGUAUUUUUGUAGACGACUACCAUUUAAGCUUUGAUAAUACCAAUACCAAAUUAUAUUUUUUGUAGUGUCCAAGGAGGAGUGUUAAUGAAGCCAGUUUUUGGCCUACAUUCAAUUUGGAUGAAAACAUAGUGAGUAGAAAAUAUUAGUUUGCCAGUGGCGACAGUUUCCAAAAAUGCUAUUAAUCUGUGAUGGUAUUUUAAUAUUUUAAGGGGUAGUUGAGAGGCACUAGGAAGGGUGGGAUGGUCCGUUUAUGGUGGAAUCGCCUUAUAUUUUCCAUACAUACUACCGGAACAUUCAUUCAAAUGAAAUUUAGGCAGAAAACCGGCCUUAUUAGCCCUCCUUGAUAUCCAUAUUAUCGAGAAAUAACUGAAGGUAACGGUAAUAAUCAUUGAAUCUGUUUAUUUUUUAAAUCAAGUCAUAUCUCCAGUGCAAGAUUUUAUCAUGUGCAAUGGUUUUUACUCAAUCCUACAAUCUAAUAUUUCUCCGUUUGAGAUGUGGAAAGGUUCAAAGGUAAUCUUUAAUCUCCAAGAUCUAUUGAUACAUUUAAAUUUCCAAAAGAUCACUCGGUUGUUAUGUAAGUAAAUUUGAUUCAUUUAAAUCUUCAUUUAGCUAAUUAAAUUACAUCACAACACCAAGCUUCUGAAAAGCGCAAUAUUAAAAAAAUCUGACCACAACUUUCCAUUUGACUGAUCACAUGGUCUUAUUUUAUAUAAUAACAUUUUUUUCUGUGUUUGUUUCAAGAAAUCAAGUAAUCUGACCAUUAAUGUCAAUCUUGGUUCUUUAUUGUUUCAUAAACAAAAAUUAUCCACACUGAAAAAUGCAAUGCAACCAUAACAAAUUAUUAUACUUAUUACAGAUAGUUCUCAUAGCUUUAAAUAAAAAAUAAGACAAUGUUUGAAAGGUAUCGAAACAUUCAUAGAGGAAAGCAUAUAUAAAUGUUUUAUUGCUAUAUGUAUUAAAGUAGAAUAUGCAAAUAAUUUACUUUUAUAGGACACUAAAAUGUACUGCAGUGAGACUGAAAGUGAUAUUGAUGGUGAUAUAGUUAUAUUUAAAGAAAUGGAACUGAAGUGAGAGCAUUACAAAUCAGUGGCAUGUAAAAGUAAAAGAAAAUACAAAGUAAUUUUUCCACUGAGCUCAUAUGAAUCACAUUCUCUUCAGAAACUGCUUGUUCCUGACAAUCAGAAUAGCUUUCAGAUUUCCAGCAUGUCCAUGUUAUUGACAUAUCAAGUAUCAGAUUGUAAUUACUUUUGGCACAUUUUGGUCUAUCAAACCGAAUAUUUUUACAAUUUCACUUUAAAAAAAAGAGUUGAUUUUUUCAUCGGAACUAAUAUAAAACUGUGAAGUUCUGGGUAGCCAGACCUGACAGACUAAGAGACCGACGAGACUUUUAACUAAGAGCAAAGGUCCACCGGACCGCUCUGACGAACAAUGACGAAUAGUACUGUAGAAGACAAAAAUGAAAGAAUAAAUAGAAUAUAGAAACAUAACUACUACAAAUUAGAGCAUGCAAUGCAGAAUAUAUUUUUUCUAAUAUACAGAAAAACCUAAAAACUAUUUAUAGAUUUAUGAACUUAAUGGAAAAAUUAUGAGUUAGGUUAUGCCAGUUUUCAAAGAAUAUCUUCAUAUACAGCUAAAGUAGUCUUGUGAAUGUCACGAUCAUACUUAUUUGAUACUGAGGAAAGUGUGUUACUAUGUAAGCUUUAAUAAAUAUUUUUUACAAACAUAA
Molecule: messenger RNA, 3881 nt
Organism: Acanthoscelides obtectus
Lineage: Eukaryota; Metazoa; Arthropoda; Insecta; Coleoptera; Chrysomelidae
Source: the annotation of a GenBank genome assembly